Messenger RNA from Numida meleagris (helmeted guineafowl), 4023 nucleotides. It is a transcript of the gene LRRC70, whose product is annotated as leucine rich repeat containing 70. The transcript is spliced from 2 exons. Gene Ontology annotation, cellular component: extracellular matrix. Gene Ontology annotation, molecular function: protein binding. The record is from RefSeq and is a predicted model, not a curated record. Lineage: Eukaryota; Metazoa; Chordata; Aves; Galliformes; Numididae. Bases 277 to 2202 code for a protein of 641 amino acids.
GAGAUUUCCUUUCCAACAAUACUUCUGAAGCACAGAUAAAAUGGCUUCCUGUCUGACAGUUUCCUGUAUCCAUGGCAACCUCACUUUAACUACUUCUUACUUAGUUUCCUGAAUGAACAGUUGAAAAUCCGGGGGCAAAAUGUGAGAGUUGUAGAACACAGCAGUAUCACUUUUCCAAGCGUUUCGCAGAUGAGUAUACUCAGCUGAUAACAGCCUAACAAACUGCAAAACAACGAAAUAACAAAUAAUGACCAUCAGAUUUGGGCAAAGUCAGAGAUGAGUGAGAAGGCCAAAGACAGGGAUAUGUGUGGACUACAAAGUUUUCCACCCUGCACAGGAGCAUUCCUGCAUCUCCUUAGCGGUUUUCUUUUGUUGCUGCUCCAGAAGGAGGUUCUUGGCUGUCCAGCUGUUUGCCAGCUCUGCACAGGGAGGCAAGUUACCUGUCGUAACUUGGGUCUUUCAAGCAUCCCUCGGAACUUCCCCAAAACUACAAUUCUUGUGUACUUCAGUGGGAAUAAUAUAUCACAUGUCAUUCCAAAUGAAUUAACAGGCCUUCAGAAACUUGCUGCACUUUACAUGGAUAAUUCCAGUAUUUCAUAUGUACACCCAAAAGCUUUUGUGGACCUUCCUAAACUGUGCUACUUGCAUCUAAAUAACAAUAAUAUUAAACGCCUGGAUCCAGGAAUUUUUGAAGGUCUUUCCAAUCUUCAUUAUUUAUACCUUCAGAAUAAUCAAAUAGCUUUUGUUCCCAGAGGAUUAUUUAGUGAUCUCCUUUCUGUUAGAUAUUUAGCACUUCAAGGAAAUUGUCUCAGCGUCCUUGGAAGUGGAACUUUCUUGGGAAUGAGAAAUCUUCAAACACUUAACCUAGCCAAUAAUAAGAUUUCGCGGAUAUCAGAUGCAGCAUUUUGUCAUCUUGAAAAUCUUGUAUACUUGUUCCUUGAAGGUAAUAAUUUAACACUUGUGCCAUCAAAUGCCAUUGGAAGGCUCGGAAAUCUUGAAAGACUUUCUUUAUCUCACAAUCCUAUUAGAUCAAUACAGUGCUUUGCAUUUAAAGGACUUAACAAGCUUAGAUAUCUGUCUUUAAAAAGUGUACAGCUAAAACAUAUUGCUGUAAAUGGAUUUUUUGGAUUAAGCAAUCUUAGCCAGUUAAUCUUAAGUUAUAAUUAUUUAGAAAAUAUAAAUUCCAGUACUUUUACUUCUUUGAACAGUUUAAAGUAUCUGCAGUUAGAUCGAAAUAAAAUAACCAGUAUUGGUAAUGGUAUCUUUGAAAAAAUGGGACAGUCACUUAAAAUUCUCAAUUUAGCAUUUAAUAAUAUUACAGAAUUGCAGCCUGAAGUGCUCAAGCCCUUAGUGUCUUUAACUCACCUACAUGUAAAUUUUAAUCCUUGGAACUGUAGCUGCAAAAUGCUUGGGUUACUUAAAUGGCUGGCAUCAUCUCCCAUUUCUGUUAAAAUUCUUUGUCAGAAUCCCAUCAGCAUGCGUGGCAGACCUUUGCAUUACAUCAGAUGGACUCAGUUUGCAAACUGCAGUAGCCUUACCGCCAGCCCAGAAGCAGCCUGGAAUCUGGAAUCUGCAGAUAUCCAUCACAGCCCUACCACUUUGCUGAUGGCAUGGCAUAAGGGAAACAGUCGCAACCCAUUUGAGCAGUUUAUUAAGGCAAAUACAAAGUACAGUGCUCUCUGGGAAGGAACUGGAGCUACAUUUGCUAGCCCUUUCCCUUACGGAGAAAAUGCUGCUGGAACUCUUUCACAGGCACCUACAAUACUGUCAGUUUUACCAGUACAAAUACCAGCACAAAUUAUUCCUGUUACCAGAACCAUAGAAGCAAAAAGUUUGUUUCCAACAGAUGCUGCUCCUGUAUCAUUACAGACAUCCAUACUUUGUACACAACAGGUUGAAAAGCUGAAUCAGGCCUUUGAUGUUUUGCUAGCCUUUUUCGUUCUGGCUUGUGCUGUGAUCUUGUUCCUAACCUACAAAAUCAUUCACUUUAGACAGAAACUAAAGGUGCUGGAAAACUCAGGGGAGAAGAGAAUAGAAUAUUACGGUUUUUAUCAACCUGGCAGAUACAACAUAAAUGAUGCAGUGCAGUCUCUAAGUGAGAGUUCAGUGGGAGAUUCAGAACUGGACCAAAUUAGGCUGCUAAAGCGAACAGCUUCUGAAAGUCAGGCACAGGUCAUAUUGUUUGAACAUUCAUCAUUGUAAUUUACCUCAGUUGAUUUGAUGUUAAUUUUAUUGCAAUCUGAAAUGUCAAGAAGUCAAGAAUUCGAUUUUCUAAAAAAUUUUUCCACUGAUUAGAAUCAGCUGGUUGAUAGAAUUGUGGAAAAUAGUAUAAUUUGCAUUAUUAUUUGCUUUCUCAGUGUUCUAAAGUUCAUUGAUUUUUAUUAAAUGUCAUUUAAACCUGAUAUGGAUUACCUAUGUUCCUGUUGUAGAAUUCUUUCACUUGUAACGCAAGUAUGUGUUCAGUGGAAAGAAUGUUCAUAUUAUUUAUUUUGCAGUACUUAUGGAUAUUAAGUUUUUGUAGAAAUUACACAGCUAACUUGAAAUUGAAGGUAACUGUAGCAAGAUCAUGAAGCCAAGAAACCUGGGGGAAUGAAAAGAGAACAAUGCUUAAUGUAUUUAUUGCGUACCCAGUUUCUGUUCUGCCUCAGUUAAUCAUCACAGUUAAAGAAUGAACAUAUUUACAGCUAGUAUGUUGAAACUCAUGAUGGAAAAAAAAAUGAUAAUGAUUUUGUUCACAUCUCACAUUUUAACAUAAAGAUUUGUGUACUCAGCCUGUAUAACAAAUAUAUUAAAAUGUGAUUUUUUUAAUAGUAUGCAUCUGUAUCAUUUUAUGCUCAUAACUUAUUAGGGGUUAAUAUGGAAGCUAAAUAGCUAUUGGAUUCAAAAAUUGAUAAAGUUUAUAAUAUCUUGGAUAAUUGAAUUGGUUAAUUGUUGUCUGUAAAAAGAUAUUCUUGUUUAUAUAAUGAAGUUUGAGGGAGUCUUUGGCCAGGUGAGAGGUAUAAACUGAUGAAAUCUACUGACGAUACUUAAGUAUUUGUAUAUUUUGAAGUGUUAGGUCAAAAUAUGUUUUCUUAGAGAAGACUAAACUCUAAGAUUGUGCUUGAAAUGAUGAAUAUUAAAUGCAAACUACAUGGUUUGGAUGUUUUAACUUUUUCAUUUUUAUUUAGAAUACUGAUGUUCUGUUUACGUUAUUGUUAGGUUACAUCUAGUGUAUUGUGAGUUUAUUUUCAGCUUGAAUUUCUGUGAAUUUUUUUCUUGUUAAUCCAAUAAUUCAAGCUUUAGGCAGGAAAAAGUUAUAGAAAUAGGUUACAAAUGGUCCAAUCCUGUAAGAAUUUCAACUAGCUGGAUGGGAUUUACUUUUUGUAGAUACUGCUCAUCUUCUACAAGUAUGUAUCCUAGAGACUUCAGUUACUUGGUUUAUCUGCAGCUCAAUUUUCAGGUACAUCGUUUUGCACAGGGAAAAAUGCAUAACAGUGUUUUGAUAGCCAUAAUGUUGAUUCAGCUUCAUACUUGCACAGAAAUAUCUUACGCUCCCAAGAUCUAGCAUGGAGACCUGAGUGUUCUUUAAAUGUGUAGGAUGCUGUAGGGUUUCUGGCUCCAGCCAGCCUUCUGCCAGCAUCACUAAUGUGCAUGGUCAUGUUGUUGCGCUCCCUAUCAUCCUGUUUGUCCGUUUCCCUUGCAUUUCCAGGAAUGACAAGAUAUUUUCUUCUGCCUGUACAAAUGUAGACCUCGACUAUACGAUUAUGGGUGUGAAUGUGGAAGUCUACCCUACGUGCCUCUGUUGUUGCUUGCUACAUCUUUCUACUGGAUGUAACAAAAUAUAAGUUUCAUUGAGAUUUACUUUCAUUGUAUCAUAAUGCUAUAUUUUACUCUAAUGUAUAAUAGAUUAAAUGUUUCUGUCUGAUGGAACACUUAAUUCUGCUAGUUGGGCAAAGGCUUAAACUGUUUUGAGUUUCAUGACUAGAAACUUAAGUUUUACUUACACUUUUAUAGCCAUAGAUAUUAAAUGUUAUGUGCAAGUUU